This is a messenger RNA of Aplysia californica (California sea hare), 620 nucleotides long. RefSeq names its product cartilage matrix protein. NCBI's taxonomy places the organism in Eukaryota, Metazoa, Mollusca, Gastropoda, Aplysiida, Aplysiidae. The record is from RefSeq and is a predicted model, not a curated record.
GUACAAUUACAGGUCAAAAGUUAACUGGUGCUGACAUUUCGGAGCAGAGCUCCAGUUUUGUAUAAAAGAGCGUCAUGAGCAACAAACGGGAUCAUGUUUUCAUCGAUGCUACUGAACUAGAGCAGGAAAAUGAAGCUCCUUCUCCCCCUUGCCGCUGUGUGCCUGGCACACUUUGUCCUGGCCGCUCCGACUACGAACGAUGAAUGCCCUGAUCCUGAACCAUCUUGCCGCCACACGCCCACCGACCUCAUGUUUGUCAUCGACUCCUCUGUGAGUGUCGGAGAAGACGAUUUUGAACUGGGCUUGAAGUUCAUCACAAAUUUCCUCCAGAACUUCGAGGUCAACCCAAGCACAAUCCGAGUUGCUGCAAUCAUGUUCGGCAAACGGGUUUACGAUGAACACGUGAUUAAUUUUGAUUGACUUCGGCUACCAGGCUUUGAUGUCCUUGUGAAAUGAGAACGAAUAAUCUUAGCUAUGGAUCGUCAUUGCUUGCCAUGGAAGUUUCCUGGGUGGCGAAGAAAUAUUGAAUGAUGAGUGAGCCAAUACUAUGAGCAUACUCCAGAAAUAAUAGGCCUAUGUUUCAUGAACCAAAUAAAUCAUACCUUUUGUGCAUUCCUUAC